Messenger RNA from Sinocyclocheilus anshuiensis, 1566 nucleotides. RefSeq names its product ubiquitin-conjugating enzyme E2 R2-like. Bases 554 to 1273 code for a protein of 239 amino acids. The transcript has 5 exons. Lineage: Eukaryota; Metazoa; Chordata; Actinopteri; Cypriniformes; Cyprinidae. The record is from RefSeq and is a predicted model, not a curated record.
CCCAUUGGAAUUGAGGAAAGACGCAUCCAGGACAUCGACUCGUAACUCGCCACUCUCCUUCACGUUUACUAGUUCACGCCAAUUUUUGCUUCUCGACGGAUCAGCUUGGCACACAAUUCAAGCGUAGACUUUCUUUGUGUACAUUCAGACAUCUGAAUUUACUUAUUUAACGAAAACCUCCCGUUAGAGAGGAUUAGUGUUGAGUCGAAGUGGAUUUUCACGGCUAGCCUUCGGCUACGAAAAAACAAACAACAAACCCGGAGCGCGAUUAUUUAUUUUUCUGACUGGCAAAACCCUGCGUAUAAACAACCAAACAACCCUUUUUAAUUUCAUGGACGACGAAAAAAACACUUAUAAUGCUUUAUAGCUAAAACACUUCUUAUUUGAUCGAAAAUAGUCUCUUUUUUGAGGACAUUGUCAUUUCCUCGUUAAGCUAGCAACUCCAGACAAAGAAAAGCAGCUUUCAUUGCCUCAUCACAUCUGGUCAACUUUUCGCCCCUUUUGAGUAACAAAGCCCACUUUUUGAGUCUAGUUGGGUAGAAAUAACGCAGGAAUGGCCCAGCAGAGCAGUACUCAGGUCGCCAGCUCACAGAAAGCUUUGAUGCUGGAGAUGAAGUCUCUACAGGAGGAACCAGUGGAGGGUUUCAAGAUCACUUUAGUGGAUGAAGCUGAUCUCUACAACUGGGAAGUGGCGAUUUUCGGACCCCCAAACACUCACUAUGAAGGGGGCUAUUUCAAGGCUCGCAUCAAGUUCCCGAUCGAUUACCCCUAUUCCCCACCCACAUUCAGAUUCCUCACCAAGAUGUGGCACCCCAACAUCUAUGAGAACGGGGACGUGUGUAUCUCCAUUCUGCAUCCUCCAGUAGAUGAUCCACAGAGUGGAGAGCUUCCCUCAGAGAGGUGGAACCCCACACAGAACGUCAGAACUAUACUGUUGAGUGUCAUCUCUCUACUGAACGAACCCAACACGUUUUCUCCAGCCAACGUGGACGCCUCCGUCAUGUACCGCAAAUGGAGAGACAGUAAAGGAAAAGACCGGGAAUACGCAGAAAUCAUUAGAAAACAGGUUCUGGCCACUAAAGCCGAGGCAGAACGGGACGGAGUAAAAGUUCCCACCACCCUGGCGGAGUAUUGCGUUCGCACACGCGCCCCUGCACCAGACGAGGGGUCCGACCUGUUAUAUGACGAUUACUAUGAUGAUGAGGACUUGGAGGAUGAGGAUGGCGAGGACUGUUGCUAUGACGAGGAUGACUCCGGAAACGAGGAAUCAUGACAACAUUCCCAUUACCAUCUUCUUUCUCUGCUUCAUCAGCAUCACCCCGAAAGAGGAAACGUUAAGGCAUGCGCCCUGCAUUUACACUCACUCAGAUGGCCAUUUUUGUUUCCUUAAAGGACUUAAAUGAGAUUUCGUUGUUUUUUUUUGUUUUUUUUUUUAAAUAAGAAUUGUUGUUUUCCUUCCGUGUCAUAAUUGUGCUGGCCUUCAGGCUUUUCUCCAGUCUGUUCUUUUAUUAUUUAUUUGCUUUGUGCUUUCAGAUAGCUCUGUGAAAGUUACUUCAAAAAGGACAA